AUGGAAACGACAACGACUACGACGAACCCUCGAGGCAUACCCUCGUUCCCCUUCAUGAACAACGUCAACGACUACGUCAAGAGUCUAUCGGACGUGGAAUCCACGCUCACGCGGUUCCAGGAGAUGGUGUCCAAGUACACGUUCAUGCAGCAAAACGUCGACCGACGAGCGGCGGGUCUGAGGGAGAAACUGCCCGAGAUGAAACGGACAUUGGAAGUGGUUAGGUUUCUGAAGAAGAAGCGUGCGUCGGCAGCGGCCGCGACAGACGACGACGACGACGACGAAUUGGACGACCGGGGUCUGGACGAGUUGGAUCUGGACGGCGGAAAGAAGAAGGGCGGGGAGAUCGAGACGACCUUCUCGCUGCAGGACACGCUGUACGCCAGAGCGACCAUCAAGCCGGCCGAGAUCGACGAGGUGUACCUCUGGCUCGGGGCCAACGUCAUGGUGGCGUACCCGCUCGACGAGGCCGACGAGCUGCUGGCCGGCAAGCUCGACAAGGCCAAAGAGUCGCUCGCCGCCGCCGAGGAGGACCUCGAGUUCCUGCGCGUGCAGAUCACGACCCUCGAGGUCGCCAUCGCCAGAGUCCACAACUGGGACGUGGGCGAGAAGCGGAAGCUGCGCAGUCAGGGCGUCAAACUGGGCGACGACGAGGCCGACGAUGACGGUGGAGCCACAGGGAAAGAUUGA
Molecule: messenger RNA, 690 nt
Organism: Exophiala spinifera
Lineage: Eukaryota; Fungi; Ascomycota; Eurotiomycetes; Chaetothyriales; Herpotrichiellaceae
Exons: 1
Coding region: 1-690 (229 amino acids)
Biological process (GO): tubulin complex assembly; protein folding; microtubule-based process
Cellular component (GO): prefoldin complex; cytoplasm
Molecular function (GO): tubulin binding
Source: RefSeq, a predicted model, not a curated record